UUUUUCUUUGGAUUGGCAGGUUUUGUGAGCCUUUAAUUGAAUCAUUUAAUUAUAGAACUGCUUCUUUUGGAGAAAAUCAAGUUCAAUUCUUGAACGAGUCAUCAGGUUCACAAAAGGAUAAAGAAGCACAUAUAGUUACAUGGAGAAUUUUGAAGUCCAAUCAAACUGCUCAUAUAUUAAGGAGUUUGUUCUCUCGAUUUAUCAGAGAGAUAGUUGAGGGGAUGAUAGGAUAUGUUCAUCUUCCAACGAUCAUGUCCAGACUUCUCUCUGACAACGGAAGUCAAGAAUUUGGCGAUUUUAAACUUACCAUACUUGGGAUGCUUGGGACUUUUGGCUUUGAAAGAAGAAUUCUGGAUACUGCCAAAGCUUUAAUUGAGGAUGACACGUUCUAUACCAUGAGUUUAUUGAAGAAAGGGGCAUCUCACGGAUAUGCUCCCCGGGGUGCUGUCUGUUGCAUAUGUAAUCGCCUUCUUGUCAAGAGCUCAUCAAGUUACAGAGUUCGAGUUUUUAACUGUGGUCAUGCAACUCAUCUUCAGUGCGAAGUUCUUGAUAAUGAGGCUUCAGGUGGAGACUUCUCAUGCCCAGUUUGUGUGCAUAGCAAUCACUCUCAACGGUCUAGAGGCAAAGCACUGACUGAGUACAGUCUAGUGAAUAAAUUUUCAUCAAGAACUCAAUCGUCGUCAGGAGCUUCUGUUUCAUAUCCACAAGAAACAGAUUUAUUGGAGCUUCCAUACACUCUUCAGCAAAUACCACGGUUUGAGAUUCUGGCUAACUUACAGAAAAAUCAGAGAGUAAUAGACAUAGAAAAUAUGCCUCAAUUGAGGCUUGCACCACCAGCCGUCUACCAUGACAAGGUCACAAAAGGAUAUCAUCUUUUAGUAGGAGAUAGCAGCGGUGGAGUAGAAAAAGUAGAAAAACUAAACAAGAGCAGGCAACUGAAGGAGGUAAAAGUAAAGAGACCGUCCUCCCUUCGAUUCCCUUUAAAAGCAAAUCUAUUUGGGAAAGAGAAGACGACCAAAUCUUGACAGAGUAUGAAGCGACUCCUUAAUUUUAAACCCACGUGAUAAAAGGUGCUUUUGGUUAGUCUCAGUUAUGUACUGUCAAACUUCUCGAGGGGAGGAUGACAUUUUGUAUCUGUAAAUACAAUUACGGAGGUUGUUAGUUUGUAGCUGAUUUGUUAGGGUAAAUU
Messenger RNA from Cucurbita pepo subsp. pepo (vegetable marrow), 1189 nucleotides. The record is from RefSeq and is a predicted model, not a curated record. Lineage: Eukaryota; Viridiplantae; Streptophyta; Magnoliopsida; Cucurbitales; Cucurbitaceae.